Pedinophyceae sp. YPF-701 is the source of this 2340-nucleotide messenger RNA. The record is from the annotation of a GenBank genome assembly. Lineage: Eukaryota; Viridiplantae; Chlorophyta; Pedinophyceae.
AUGAGGCUCGCAUCAGGGGGCUCUGCGUACCGAAUCACCAUCCCAGGGAUGCGCGCCCGCUCCUCGACUGGUAUGCGGUUAUAUACCUACCUUGAUAUACAUACCUUGGUCGGCCAAUUCACACAUGCAGAUACGUACGUACUGGACGCGAACCCCGGCAACGGCGUACCCAGCGCCCCCGAGGCACCGCGCAGCUACGAGCGCAGCCCGUACCCCCUGUCAGCCAUCAUUGGCAACCAGGCCGCGAAGCUGGCGCUCAUCCUGACCGCCGUCGAGCCGGCCCUCGGCGGCGUCGUCCUCGCGGGGCCCCGCGGCAGCGGAAAGACGCUCAUGGCGCGCGCCCUGAGCUCGCUGCUGCCACCGCUCGACGUCGUCAAAGGCAGCAUCGCGAACGCGGACCCCGACGACCCGAGCACGUGGGAGGACGGGCUCGGGGCCGAGGGGAUGGAGCGGGACGUCCGGCGCGCGCCCUUCGUCACGGUGCCCCUGGGCGUGACGGACGACAGGGUCAUCGGGACGGUGGACGUGGAGCGAAGCAUCGCGGCGGGGCGGCCGGUCAUCAUGCCCGGCCUGCUCGCGGAGAGCAGCCGCGGGAUCCUGUACCUCGACGAGCUCAACCUCAUGGACGAGGCGACCGCGAACCAGAUCCUCGCCACGGUCGCGGCGGGGAGGAACGACGUGGAGCGCGAGGGCCUGUCCUUCUCGCACCCCUGCCUCCCAAGCGUCCUGGCCACCUUCAACCCGGCCGAGGGGCCCGUGCGCCCGCACCUGAUCGACCGCUUCGCGGUCGUGCUCCCAACCGAGCGCCUCGCGACGCCCCAGCGCGCCGCCGCCGCACACGUCGCCGACGCGUUCGCCGCCGCGCGCUCCGACGCCGACACGGAGGAGUACGCGCAGCUCCGGGCCUUCUUCGAGCAGCAGGAGGCCCUGACGCGCACACGCAUCGCGGCGGGAAGGCUGCUCCUGCGCGAGGGCACGGUUCAAAUCCUGCCGCGGCACAUUUCAAGCAUCUGCGCGGCGUGCUCGCAGUAUGGCGUGGAGGGCAACCGCGUGGAGGUGCAGGCCACUCGUGCUGCGCUCGCAUCGGCGGCCUACGCAGGGAGGCAGCGGGUGGGCCCCACGGACGUGCGCCUCGCCGUCGACCUGGUCAUCAAACCGCGUGGCGUGGCGCCGCCGCAGCUCGCGCCCGCGCCCCCUCCGCCGCCGCCGGCCGCGGGCGCCGCCGACGACGACGACGCGGCGGACGAAGAGGGCGAAGAGGACGACGCGGGCGAGGGCCCUCCGUCGGACGAGGAGGACGUAGUCCUGCCGGAAGAGUUCAUGAUCGAAGCCGAAGACAUCUCUCUCGACCCCGCCGUACUGGCCUCCGGGGUCUUCGCGCGGCAGCGCCAGGGCGGCGGCGGACGCGAGAAGAAGCAUGUCAUCUUCUCCGAGACGCGCGGCCGAUACGUCAAGCCGAUGUUUCCCAAGGGCCGCCCGAAGCGGCUUGCCAUCGACGCCACGCUGCGAGCGGCGGCGCCGCACCAGCGCGCGCGCAGGGCGCGACGCGACGCCGCGCCGCAGGAGGCCCAGCGCGCCCGGCGGCCCCGCGUGAUCGUCGAGCGCGACGACCUGCGCGUGAAGAGGAUGGCACGGAAGGCGGGCGCGCUGGUCGUGUUGGUCGUGGACGCGUCUGGCAGCAUGGCGCUGAACCGGAUGGCGUCCGCGAAGGGUGCGGCGCUGCAGCUGCUGUCCGAGUCGUACAUCCGGCGCGACCAGGUCGCGCUGAUCGAGUUCCAUGGGAUGACGGCAGACGUGCUGCUGCCACCAACGCGGGCGCUGGCGAUGGCGCAGCGGCGGCUCGAGGUGCUGCCGUGCGGCGGCGGGUCGCCGAUGGCGCACGCUCUCAUGCUCGCUCUGGACGUCGCGGAGACGGCAAGGAAGCGGGGGUCGGUCGGACGCGCCGUAGCCGUCCUGAUCACGGACGGCCGCGCCAACGUGCCGCUGUCCGUCAGCCGCGGGGGCUCCGCGGCGCAACCGCGCGAGCCGAGCGCGCGCGGCGCCCCGCAAGAGCCCCCUGCGCCAUCUGCGUUGCACAUCCGGUCAGGGGUCACGGAGCAGAUCGUGGUGGACGUCCCGAAGGCCGACGUGCACGCGGAGGUGGUGGAGACCGCGCGGAGGCUGCAGGCGGCGAAGAUCGACCUGGUUGUGGUGGACACGGAGCUGCCGCAGCUGCGGCGCGGAAAGGGGCUCGGGCAGGAGGUGGCGGACGCAGCCGGCGGGAUGUACGUGAGCCUGCCGGGGCACGACGCGGGCGUACGGGCCACAGCCAGCGCCGCAGCCGCGGCCGUCGCCAAGUAG